AGCAAAUUACACUCCACUGGAGACUGUGAAUGCUGCCAUCACUACUGAAUUGAAUGGCUCAGGACAGCUGUUGGGCUACAGGGCUAUGUGGCAGACCCUGCGACAGAAGCAUUCACUGACAGUAAAACGAGACAAUGUCAUGCAAGCCCUCAGAUUAUUAAAUCCAACAGGAGUAUCUCUCCGUCAUAGGCGCAGAUUUGUUAGGCGAUCCUAUUGCGCCGCAGGACCCAAUCAGGUGUGGCACGUGGAUGGCUAUGACAAGCUCAAGCCCUUUGGGAUUGCCAUCAGUGGCUGCAUCGAUGGGUAUUCAAGGCGGGUUAUGUGGCUAAGUAGUGGUAGCACCAACAACGACCCUGCAGUAAUCGCUCAACAUUACCUGCAGUGUGUUUCGAGCUAUGGCCUUCCGGCUCGUCUUCGGACAGACUGUGGGACAGAAAAUGGAGACAUGGCUGCCAUCCACUGUUCUUUAAGAGAGGACCACACCGAUGAAUUUGCGGGUUCUGUCAGCCACAUGUAUGGCACUUCAACUGCCAAUCAAAGGAUUGAAAGCUGGUGGUCCUUUUUCAGGAAACAGAGGACACAGUUCUGGAUGGAUUUAUUCAGUGACCUGAGAGAGAGACACUACUUCAACGGCACCCAUGAACACAAGUGCCUUGUACGGUAUGUGUUCCUGGGCAUCUUUCAGAAAGAGCUUGAUGAGCACCGAGAGCUUUGGAAUAAUCAUACAAUCAGGCCUGUCCGUCAGUCUCUCUGUCCAUCUGGGAAACCGGAGACCAUGUACCACCUGCCUCACAGGUUUGGUGGAAGGGAUUGUGGAUUCCCAGUGGAUCCCCAAGUGUUACAGGAGUUCAAAGACCUUCUGCCACCCACAAACAGUUUGUGUGGAGAUGCUAAUCUCCAAGCAUAUUUUGCCAACUUGGAGAGACAGAGCCAGCUCGCUCCACCCAUCAACUGGCCAGCUGCUGUUGACAACUACAUUAGACUAAAGGAAAUGGCUGGUCUUUGAGAGUGAGAGAGACAGACGUAUAGCCAGUUUAUUUUCUUUCAGACAGCAUUGCCUCC
Molecule: messenger RNA, 1062 nt
Organism: Carassius auratus (goldfish)
Lineage: Eukaryota; Metazoa; Chordata; Actinopteri; Cypriniformes; Cyprinidae
Exons: 3
Coding region: 86-1006 (306 amino acids)
Molecular function (GO): nucleic acid binding
Source: RefSeq, a predicted model, not a curated record